Molecule: messenger RNA, 569 nt
Organism: Fukomys damarensis (Damara mole-rat)
Lineage: Eukaryota; Metazoa; Chordata; Mammalia; Rodentia; Bathyergidae
Product: histone H4
Exons: 1
Biological process (GO): nucleosome assembly
Molecular function (GO): DNA binding; structural constituent of chromatin; protein heterodimerization activity
Source: RefSeq, a predicted model, not a curated record
UCACCACGCGCCAUCCGCCGCCUGGCCAGGCGCGGCGGCGUGAAGCGCAUCUCCGGCCUCAUCUACGAAGAGACCCGAGGGGUGCUGAAGGUCUUCCUGGAAAACGUGAUCCGCGACGCCGUCACCUACACGGAGCACGCCAAGCGCAAGACAGUCACGGCCAUGGACGUGGUCUACGCGCUCAAGCGCCAGGGGCGCACGCUCUACGGCUUCGGGGGCUGAGGUUUUCUUAUUUUGCCACAGCCUGCACUUUUGAACAAAGGCCCUUUUCAGGGCCGCCCAACUACACAAAAGGGCUGUAACGCAGAGCCUAACAGCGCCAGGUGUAAAAUAAUGCCACGGUUGCGGGAGUAAAAGCAAAAUUCAACCCUACAUAUCCACGUUGCUUCCUUCUGUUUCUUACAUAAAAGCAGGACGAUUUUAAUAAUAGAAAGUGAAAGGACCAGGUCAGUUAAGCGAACAAAGAAAGUCACAACCCUAUCAGCGAGCUGUCUGCCUGUGAGCCAAUCAGAAACGAUGACCUAAUGUUGCCGGAGGCCCGCAAAGGCAAGUAGGGGGAUGGGAAAGUG